Messenger RNA from Propithecus coquereli (Coquerel's sifaka), 726 nucleotides. It is a transcript of the gene PRSS58, whose product is annotated as protease, serine, 58. The record is from RefSeq and is a predicted model, not a curated record. The transcript is spliced from 5 exons. Gene Ontology annotation, biological process: proteolysis. Gene Ontology annotation, molecular function: serine-type endopeptidase activity. Lineage: Eukaryota; Metazoa; Chordata; Mammalia; Primates; Indriidae. Bases 1 to 726 code for a protein of 241 amino acids.
AUGAAGUUCGUCCCCCUCUGGGCUCUCCUGAACCUGCCUGUUGUUUUGGCCUUUAAUCCAGAUUACAUAGUUGCUGACACUCCCCCCUACUUGGUCUACCUGAAAUCCGAUUACUUGCCCUGCGCCGGAGCCCUGAUCCAUCCUCUAUGGGUGGUCACAGCUGCACACUGCAACUUGCCAAAGCUUCAGUUGAUAUUUGGGAUUACAAUCCCAUCAGACCUCAGUGAAAGCCACCUGCAAGUGUUGGACUAUGAGAAGCUGAUUUAUCAUCCACAAUUCUCCGUCACUUCCAUUGACUAUGACAUCAUGUUAAUCAAGCUGCAAAGAGAAGUUGAACUCAACGACCAUGUGAAACUGAUCGACCUGCCCUACCAAGCUGUCCCUGUGAACACCAUGUGCAAUGUCUCCACCUGGAGCUACAACAUAUGUGAUGUGUCCACGGAGCCCGACUUACUGCAAACUGUGGAAGUUUCUGUAAUCUCCCGAGGUGAAUGUCGUAAUGCCUAUAAAACCUACGACAUCAGGGAGAACAUGCUGUGCGUGGGCAUCGUGCCAGGAAGGAGGGAGCCCUGCAGGGAAGUCUCAGCUGCCCUGGCAGUCUGCAACGGGAUACUUCAAGGAAUCAUGUCUUUUGCAGAUGGAUGUAUUUUGAGAGCUGAUGUUGGCAUCUAUGCCAAACUCUUUAACUAUGUAAACUGGAUUGAAAAUGUAAUCCAAAACAACUGA